GAGCAGUGUGUCCGUGAUGUCCCCAAAUGGAUCAGAGAUUCGGGACUUUUUAUUAUUAAAUACUUCCUCCACGCCAGAAAAACGAGUCCGGGCCUCGGUUCUGGAGGGAAUAGGCUGAAGCCGCGGACGCGGUGCGGGGGUCGCGGGCGGAGGGUCGGGCUUCCGGUCUCCCGGGCGCCAGAGGGUCGUGGCGGGAAGGGGGAGGGCGCGCGUUCCGAGACCCCCACCCCCACCCCGCCCAAGGGUCUUCUUCCCUCGGGACUUGGAGCCACCCAUCCUUCAGGCCCGACUCGCCGCGGGGCUGGAGGGGGCUAGGGCGCUGCGACCUAGCCUAACGACAGGGCUCUCCCCUGCGACGGCCCCGCAACAAGAUGGCGGACGAGAGAGACAGGGAAAGCACAGAAAUAGCAGUAGCAGAAUUGCACAAAAAAAUCAAAGAAGCUUUUGAAGUGUUUGACCAAGAGUCAAAUAAUACAGUGGAUGUGAGAGAGAUCGGGACAAUUAUCAGGUCAUUAGGAUGCUGCCCUAGUGAAGGAGAGCUGCACGAUCUGAUUGCAGAGGUAGAGGAAGAAGAACCCACUGGAUACAUUCGGUAUGAAAAAUUUCUUCCAGUGAUGACUGAAGUUCUACUGGAAAGAAGAUACAGACCAAUUCCAGAAGAUAUCCUUCUUCGAGCUUUUGAGGUAUUAGAUCCAGCUAAACGUGGGUUUCUUUCUAAGGAAGAACUGAUCAAGUAUAUGACUGAAGAAGGUGAGCCCUUUUCUCAGGAGGAAAUGGAAGAAAUGUUGUCUGCUGCAAUUGAUCCAGAAUCGAAUACAAUUCAUUACAAGGACUACAUAGCAAUGAUGGUGAUAGAUGAAAAUUAAGCACUAAAGACUUCAUUUCUAAUUGAAAGGAUAAUUUUAAAAAUUGCUUGGCCUUGUUAAUUUCACAUUUUAUCUUAUAAUUCCUAUAUAUGCUAAUUAAUGCCUUGUGACAACUACUUCAAGAUAUUUUGUUUUUUAAAGAUAAUCAUAACAAUUUAAAACAAAUUUAUUUAGUGUGUUUAGCCUUAUGGAAUGACAAAUUGCUAAUUAUUUUAAAACUGUUCUUAAAACAUUUUAACAUUAUCCAUGGACUGUUGUUAACAUUCUCCAAUAAAACCCAGAUUACUUUCAAAUUAAUUAAGCUGACAAAUUGAAGAAUAAUUAGAAUGACCCAAGGUUUGGCAUAUAAAGAUCUUGGGAGGGGGCAGAAUGACCACAAAUUGAAAAUGAGUAGCAAUGUGAGUAGCUUCUUUUAAAAACAACAACAAACACUUCAGCAAUCAGAAUGCGGAAGGAGAGCUAUUGAAAUGGUAUUAAUAAUUCAUUUUUUAUGAGUGCCAAUUACAAAUCUCAUUUGAGGUGACAGUAACUUAGUGUAAAAAAUGUAAAUUUGCUGAUCUAGCAUAUUACCAUUUAUGGAAAGGAGCUAAAGGAGUUGAGAUCAUUGAAUCUAGAGAAAAGACUGACUGAAAAUUGAUAAUAUAAGGAAGUGGCACUUCUCUUCUGUCUUUAGAAUUCUUAUGUAUUCAGAGUACCUGCUAUGAGAAUAUUGCCUUGAAUACUGACUAAGAAUAUUGAGAAAUUUUAUGGUGUGCAGGAGAUACAGCUGGAAAAGCAAAGGGGAAAAUAAGGUAAAGGAAAGUGAAUAAUCUUCCACUGGAUUGAGGAACGGGGGACAGUUACUUGCAGGAAGAGAAGGGGAGAUUCAGGGCUGGAGGGAGACACCAGGUUGAGGGAAUUGUUUUUGGAAGGUGGGACCCAUGCAGGCACAUUGAUAUUCAAAGGGCUGAGAGCCCCAGAGAAGAAGCUGAAGACCCUGAGGGGGUGUGAGGCAGGGAGCAGGUUCCAGAGCAAAAGAGGGAUCGCUUUUGGUGGGUAGGAACAGUGGCUCAACUGCAUGGUCCCUCCCUAGUGGCCUCCAGUUCCUUUCUGAGUGAGGAGGAAGGUGGUAGGUUACAGAGCUUGAGGAGAAUGGUAAAAUUUGGCGAUAUCUCUUGUGGUAAAUGGGAGAAAGAGCCCAUUAAAGAUUUUCAAGAAAUCCUGGAGGAUUUUAUUCAGUAACUCAGGCUCAGGAGCAAAAAUGAUGGAUUGUUGUGUUGAUUCAUGGUUAAGUCAUGUGGGUGAGAUGGAAGCAAACAGAGGUCAAGGGAGUGAAGGGAUUCACAGGAAAGCAGUCGUAGGAUGGUCUGUGGAGUCGGGUAUUAGAGAGAGAUGUAGGUAGAAUGGGCUCACAGGUGGAGAGAAGGGGGCAGGGCCUCAGGGCCUCCAAAAGGGCAAACAGCUUGUGUGGGGCAGUGAGAGACAAUUGGCUUUCCUACCACUCCUGAGUAGUAACAUGUUUUGCUUGAAAUUUGACUUCACGUGUUAGAGAGUUCUUUUAGUCUCCUAAAAGGUUAUUAUUGUAAUAAAUAAUAAUAGGUACAUCAGGGGACUGUUCACUCUGUGCAGGCACUGAUCUAAGUGCUUUACAUAUAGUCACUCAUUUAAUCCCCACAACCACCCAAUGACAUGGGUAAUAUUACAUUGCCCCAUUUCACCGAGAUGGUAACAAAGAAAUUACACAGCUACAAGGGGUUGUAUUCAUCAGUUUUUGCUAGGUUAUGUUGUGAUAACAAACAACACCAAAUCUCAGCUGUUUAUUACAAUGAGUUCUUUUUUGUUCAUGUUUUAUGUCAUCUUAGGUCAGCUGGGUCUCUGCUUCACGGGUUUCCUUCAUUCAGCUCAUCUUCAUAAGUGGAGUGACCAUAUGUCCCAUUAUACUUGGGAGAGUCUCAGCCUGCACUUGUCCUAGUGUAAUUAUUAAUAGCUCUCCCUCUUAGGAAUGUCCCAGUUUAGAUGAUUAAUAUGUGGUCAUCCCAUUUGAAAAAUGGUGAAUAAAAAUGAUGGUGAGGAAUCAUUACUUAUAGAAGGUUUUAUGAAAAAUAACCACAGAAGUGUAGUAAUGGAAGGUGCUUCUUCCAUCACUGUUCCCGAGAUUACGGCAGAGUGAUAUCCCAGUGGAGAACUGAUGUGCCACUCACUUAGCCAUGCAUGUGAGACUCACCACCUGGAGAUGAGUAUGAGCCACAUGCCUUUCGGGCAGGGCAGAGAAGUCUGAGGCAGGGGUGUGGUGACCCCCGAGCUUUAGUAGACGGGCUGUUUAUGAUAGUGACACGCAGCAGCCGGGAAGGAGGGUGUCAAACAUGCAACACCCUUUAAGGUGGAAGCAUCCCCGGGGGCAUAUCAUUCGGCAGCUGCAGCCGGCACCGACAUGUAGCCGGAGUGUGUGCUGGUGCCUGAUGCCCACACCCAGGCAUGGACUUGUCUACAGCACACAAGACAGCCCUGAGUUGUCUUCUCUCAGCCCGUCACCCUGCGUGACCCUGGUCAUGCCAGAGAAAUACGGCUACUCAGUGAGCCCCAGUGACAUCAGUAACAUCAUCAAUGGUGAGAUCAGUCUCUCUUGGAGGAGAGGCUCCCAUCACAGAAGGAUGACGCAGGAUUGGGUACCGCCAAGUCUCACCUUCUGGAAUUCUUUCAAAAAUCCUGACUGAUGUCAAACUUCCCACUCAAGGUAAUUCUACCUCUUCAGUAGUCAUAAGAUUUAGCUUUAUGGAAUAUGAUUCAUUUUUUUCUUUAGCACAAGUUUGUCUGUUUUUAUAAGUCCACAAGAAAGGACAAAAGUCUUCCCACAGAUGUCUCAUUUUAUCUCUUAGUUGCAGAAUAAAUGUAGCCUAUUUGCAAAAGGAAUAUUUUUCUUUAUACUCAAACCAUUUCAAUCCAUAUUGUACUUGUCUCACUCAUCUUAGCCCUCAACAUCCAAUUUAAAUCACAAUGACUUUCCUGGCAAGAAGAGUGCUCUCUCUUGGGCAGAAAGUUUGCUUGUCCUUAUGACUCUGGGCUUCUGCAGAGCCUGCCUGACCCCCCCCCCCCAGCUCCUCAGAGCCCCGCAGAAAGAACUCCGUUCUCGCCCCUCUGGGCUGGAGAAGCUGCGUGACUUGUGCUCCAGCCCUGCUUUGCCUGUGACUCAGCACCAGGCCCUUCCCGCUGUGCACUUCUGCCUGGAAAAUGAGGAGCCCAACUCAGGUUCUUCCCCCACCUUCCAAAAGCAGUGCCCGUUUAGUCCCCUCUGCACGUACCAAGUGUCCAGUGGUGAGAGAUGAAGAAGAAUGUUCGUGGUGGCAGGCUGGCUGGGAUUUUCACCAGCUGGAUUAUUUUCUAUGGAGUGGGGUGUUUAGAACUUUUUCCCCUUGCUUCUUGCUUUCCUUCCCUUCCUUUUUCUAACUGCUUCCAGAUAAGAAAGUACCUUGUUUAUAUGGCCAGGUCCUUAUAAAAGAUCAGUGUCACUGUACCGCCCCUUCCAGGCAGGUUAAAUAAGCAGAGAGGUUCAUGGUCACAGCUGCCUCAUGUCAUGCUGGGAAUGACUAUCUCCUGGGCUGCGCGUUUCUGAAGGUGCAGGUUGCCAGUCACCCGCUUAGAAGCACGUGGGAGGGGGUGCUUGUUAGCAAUUCAGACUCCUGGGUCUCAUUCCAGACCUCCAAAGCAGACUCUCUGUAGGUGGGGCCCAGGAACACACAUUUUAACGGACAUUCUCAGGGGAGUCUUAUGAACGCUACAGUGUAAGAAUCUCUGUCUGGAGCAGUGAUGCACUGUGAAAGUGGGGGAUUAGGAACUGUGCUAAGUCUCUGUGUCUUAUUUAUAAAGUAGCAAGAACACUUACCUUACAGGGCUGGUGUGUAAAUGAGAUAAUGAAGGUGAAAAUUAUUUAAAGUUUAAAAAAUGUGACAGAAAUUAUUAUUUAUAGGAAACCAGCAAGGGAUGGAGGGAGGAAGGGAAGGAGAAGAGGAGAAAGGGAGAGGGGGAGAGGGAGAGAGACAGAGAGGGAGAGAGACGGAGAGGAAGGGACAGAUAGACUGACCGGCUGCCUGGGUAUAGACAAUCAGAGUGAGAAAGUAGGGAGAUGAUUUAAUCUAUGGAGUGAGGAUGGUGAGCCCUCUGAGAUACUGGUGGAGAAAUACCAGAUUUACUAUCACAAUGUUAUUAAUUAUAAGCUGUUAUGUUUCCUUCUAGAAUGUGAAAUUAGGAGGUUGUAGAAAUGGUUUUUCUUUUUUAAAAAGUUGUGGUAAAAGCCAGGCAGUGUAAAAUGUUAUCAUCUUAACCAUUUUCAAGUGCACAGCUCAGCAGUAUUAAGUAUAUUCACAUUGUUGUAAAAUAGAUCUCCAGAACUUCCUCAUCUUGCAAAUCUGAAAUGCUAUGCCAUCAACCAACUCUCCUUUUUCCCUCCCUCCAGCUUUAGAUAACCACCAUUUUACUUUGUUUCUUUGAGUUUGACUACUCUGAGUACCUUCUGUCAGUGGAAUCAUACAGUAUUUGUCCUGUGACUGGUUUAUUUCACUUAGCAUAAUGUCUUCAAGGUUCAUCCAUGCUGUAGCAUGUCAGGAUUUCUACCCAUUUUAGGGCUGAAUAAUAUUCCCUUAUUUGUACACACCACAUUGUGUUUAUCUAUUCACUGAUCGGUGGACACUCGAGUUGUUUUCACCUCUUGCCUAUUGUGAAUAUUACUACUGUGACUAUGAACGUGCAAGUAUCCUUUUGAAACCCUACUUCCAAUUCUUUUGGCUAUGUACUCGUGAGAUUGCUGCAUCUUUCUUCUUUUUAAAAAAAUUGCUAUCAGUUGUAGUGCUUUUAGAGCACCAUGAAUUAUUCACCUCACCUACUGGAGAAAACCCUUAUUCAUUUGAGGAAAUGGUGUUUUAUUUUUCUGAAAUAAAUUUACAAAGUU
Molecule: messenger RNA, 5787 nt
Organism: Vicugna pacos (alpaca)
Lineage: Eukaryota; Metazoa; Chordata; Mammalia; Artiodactyla; Camelidae
Gene: DRC8
Product: dynein regulatory complex subunit 8
Cellular component (GO): sperm principal piece
Molecular function (GO): calcium ion binding
Source: RefSeq, a predicted model, not a curated record